Messenger RNA from Phytophthora sojae, 2238 nucleotides. RefSeq lists its product as hypothetical. Bases 1 to 2238 code for a protein of 745 amino acids. Gene Ontology annotation, biological process: regulation of transcription by RNA polymerase II; protein demethylation. Gene Ontology annotation, molecular function: histone demethylase activity; transcription coregulator activity. NCBI's taxonomy places the organism in Eukaryota, Oomycota, Peronosporomycetes, Peronosporales, Peronosporaceae. The record is from RefSeq and is a predicted model, not a curated record. The transcript is spliced from 2 exons.
AUGCUGCCGCCUCCGCAGCACAGUGCGGCCGCCAUGCACUGCGCCGUGUGCGGCCACGACGCGGACCCACGCGCGUCCGCCUUCCUCCUCGAGUGCCAUUUCUGCGGCCGCUGGCUGCACGGAGCCUGCGUCCAGCUGAGCGAGCAGGACGCGCUGCUCAUCUCCAAGUUCGCCUGCCCGGACUGCAGGCAGCAGCAGGGCCACAGCACCGUCAAGUUCGGUACCGUCCAUAAUGGUCCAUUUGACGCCAGUACAAUGUCCUUCUCGCCGUUACCUGUCCACUUGGGUGGGUACGUCGCUGCCUCGACCCCCGUGCAACUCCGACACAAGAAGAGCUCGUCCAGUUUCCGUCGACUGCUGGGUGCAGCCGUGUACGCUCGGUCCGGGGUGCACUUGGUCUCGUCUCAAGACGUGCAGCCGUCGUUCCUGCUCCGCCACGCACUGGAGGAGCCUGUGCUCAUUGCAGGCAACAACCACUGCGUCGCAGGACUCAAUGAACCUUUCCCGGUGUUCGACGCAGCGUUCGUAGCCAAGUUAUUGGCUGAGAACCGAGUGGUGCGAGCAUUUGGCGUGGCCUCACAAACCAAGCAGCAGUUGACAGCGCCCGAGUGGCAAGCGCGACUAGCAAGAGGGACCAACAGCAACCAACAAGACGAGGAGGACGCUGCAUUGCUGGCCAACGCAGAGUUUCCACUACGACAGGUAUCCAUGCAAGUGCAGGUUGCACCGCCAGUGGCAGUAGCGCAAGUGGACUGGAGUCGCAUGGGGCCGAAUAGCACCGACGGGAACUCGACCUCCAAUGCACCGAACAGCAACGUGUUUGGAGCGUUCUUGGAGGCCAACGCUUACUUGGACUUUACACUAGCUCCGGGAGGACAGUGCACGUGGCUGUCGGUGUCGGCAGGAGAGCUGUGGGUGUAUCUGAUCCCUCCAACUUCCACUAACAUGGACGCGUAUCGAGACUGGAAGAAUGGCCCGGAUUUAGCGGCUGCGUUUUUGCCGGAACGAGCGGAUAAGUGCAUCAAGUGUGUGGUGGGUGCAGGGAGUACGAUACUGGUACCGGCAGGUUGGAUGUUCGCGCGGUUUGCCGGCGGUGUGCAGAGCUGCUCGAUGUUCUACGGCUACUUCGCCUGCACGGCUGGAAUGGACGCACAACUCGUUGUGGUGAUGCUUGAGAUGCAGCACGAUGCACUUGCGCAGUAUUGGAGCGAAACCACGUCUGGGUGGAUGAAUGUGGACGCUAAUUUGCAGCUUUGGACGGCUGUGUGUCACUACGUGCGUCAGUUGCUCAUGUCCAAUAGCGAUAUGAACGUUCGAGUGAGCGACCAGGAUCGACGCGCGUUAAUUCGAGCAUUGCCUCGACUACGAGAGUGGAGCACGUUGCCGGCCUCACUCAAGUCCGUAAACGGCAUUGCGUGGACUCCGAGCUCACUGCAAGAGGCUCAGAGUAUUGUGAACCGUCUGGAACAAGCGCUUGCUUCGAGUUGCCUGCCCACCCACCGGCUUGACGCCUUGCAGCCGACUACAAGUGACAGCAAGUUGCCUCCAAUUUCGCCGCAUGAAGCGACCUACAUCUACUCCGCCGCCUCAGCACCAGACCCCGUGAGUGGGUCUCCUUGGGGGGCGUCCAGCUCCGGUUUCGAUACAAACAGCACCACCAGCUUCGCCACAUCGACGCCGAUGGGGUCCAUGUGGCCAAACUACGACCCCAUUCAGCACCAGCAGCAGGAUCACUUGGUCAUAUCGACGCAGAAUCAACCGUACCCAGGUCUUCAGCAUCAAUCGCCGACACAGGGAUACGAUGGCGCGGGCUACGGGUACAUGUCACCACCCGGCACGGCUUUGGGGGGACACGGAGGAUACAUGGCAGCUCAGCAGGGCAUUGGCCUCGAGGGUUUAGCUGGUGUCUCGGCGUUGGUUGCUCCAGGUAUGGGAUUCCAACAGCCCGAAGUUGACAGCAACGGGAAUGUCGUGGAUACGCUGAUGCGCCAUCGAGCUUCGUGCCACCGCUGUGGCAACCUGCGCAAGAAAAACAUUCGCUGCCCCUUGUGCCCCCACAUUUUCUGCGCCAAGUGCGCUGACAAGAUGAUUGAAGAGCAUGGCGACCGCAUCUUCGAGAACGGGUGCCCCGUGUGCAAGGAGCUGUGCUGCUGCGGCAAGAACCGAACGACGCACUGCACGCGCAAGUUCCACUGCUACAAGAAGUGUCCGUCGACCAAGCGACCUGCGGCCGGCUAA